AUGGCACCAAAGACAUCUUACUUCCGUUGUUAUUCUGCAAAGCCACGAAGUGGAGAUGUUCGUGCACAAACGAUGAAACUAAAUUCCUCGCUUACAGAUAGGAUAACAACGGCAGAAGCAGCAGCAACGAUAACAAAUAAGUACGGCACAGUUUCGCCGCGCUACGGAAAAUCAACUGCCCAACAAAACAAUGAUAUUAAUAAUAAUAAUAACAAUAAUAAUAAUAAUAAUAAUAAUAGUAAUAUUAAUGACAGGAAUUUAGUUUAUAAAACACCUUUGAGUUUAGUAGAUGGUCUCAACGGUGGUUCUGAUACGCCUCCUCUUCGGUAUCGUACAGAUUUAGAUAAGCAUGUUAUUCAUUUCGCCUUUCAACGUUUCCCACAUAGUAUUGAAAUUAUUGAAGAUGAAGAUGUUAUUUCAGGAGAUUGGAAUUUCUUUUGGAUGAACGUUAGUCGAAUACGAUCUGUCUUUUCCUUUUCUGAAUACCGCCUUACAGAUUCACAGAUUAUUAAUCACUUUCCCAAUCACUAUGAGUUAACACGUAAAGAUCUUAUGUAUAAAAAUAUUAAAAGGUACAUUCGAGAUCCUCUCAAUGCCCAUCUCUUUGUGCCUCAUACUCCACCAUCCUCUGCGCAGUUUCCGCAUAUUGGAGCGAAGGAAACGAAUCCCUCUUCUGAUGUUAACACUUUGUCUGAUAUGGCAGUGAUGCGAUUUGCAGAUUGUGUUCCGGUAACGUAUAAUAUUCCAAAUGAUCUGCAGAUGUUUGUAGAGGAGUUUAGACGACAGCCGGGGUGUACGUGGAUUGUAAAACCCACAGCCCGUUCACAAGGACGCGGUAUUUUUCUCAUCAAUCGUAUCUCUCAACUAAAGCGUUGGUUAAAAGAAAAACAAGAUUUAAAUGAGAUAGAUUUAUCCGUUUCAGGUAGCUUUAUUGUCUCUAAAUAUAUUGCAGAUCCAUUAUUAAUUGGUGGAAAGAAGUUUGAUCUGCGAUUAUAUGUUCUCGUCACUUCCUUUAAACCACUAGUGGCGUAUUUGCAUGAGGAGGGAUUUGCACGUUUCUGUGCCACGCGGUAUGUAGCGAGUGCCCUCAAUGAUGAUAAUCUUCACGCCCAUCUCACAAAUGUCUCUCUGCAGAAACGGGAUGAGGCGUAUAAUGAUUCGCAUGGUGGGAAAUGGUCCUUGGCGAAUUUGUGUUUAUUCCUGCAUGGUCGCUACGGUGCGGCGUGUGCGGAUGGACUUUUGCGUAGUAUUGAGUUUGUGAUUCAACACAGUCUGCGGGCUGUGGCACCGGUGAUGUUUAACGAUAAACACUGUUUUGAGUUAUAUGGAUAUGAUAUAUUGAUUGAUAGUUCCUUGCGGCCACACUUAAUUGAAGUGAAUGCCUCCCCUUCUUUAUCGACCACAACAGUCUCGGAUCGAUUGUUGAAGGAAUCGGUGUUGGAGGAUGUCCUGCGGGUGAUAUUCCCACCAGGAUUUCCAUCACCGCAGGCAAUGUCGUAUUGGGAGUAUAGAGUACGCACCGAUAUGACCACCGCACUGCCAACGGGAUUUAGAUUACUGCAGGAAUAA
Messenger RNA from Trypanosoma theileri, 1569 nucleotides. Its product is annotated as tubulin tyrosine ligase. Gene Ontology annotation, cellular component: cilium. Gene Ontology annotation, molecular function: tubulin binding; metal ion binding; ATP binding. Lineage: Eukaryota; Euglenozoa; Kinetoplastea; Trypanosomatida; Trypanosomatidae. The transcript has a single exon. Gene Ontology annotation, biological process: microtubule cytoskeleton organization; protein polyglutamylation. The record is from RefSeq and is a predicted model, not a curated record. The coding region runs from base 1 to 1569 and encodes 522 amino acids.